UUCUAUUGUACAUUGUAAAUUCCUCUCUGCCCAUUUCUUGCCCUCCUACCUACGUCUCGAUAUAAGAAACUUGAAACUCAUCUUGUUUCCCAUACUUAAGGAUAAGUAAACCGGCGCAAACAUUCGAUUUCCCACAAACUCAUUGCGAUCAAAUACCUGCCAUAACAACCCCGUACUCAAGGCACCCCAGAUUCAGUUCUUGGAUGCUUUUAUCGAAUGCGAACAAUCACGGCAUGCUCGUAGGAAUUUGAGAAUAUAGCUGCCAUAAAAACAUUGUUCUCGUUUACACAUCUCGCAAAUUGUCACAAUGGCUUCGCAAGCUGCUAUGAUCGCGGAUACAAUCAUUGCUAUGAAAAGAGCAGUCAAGAGAAAAGCAUAUGAAUCAGAUUCCGAUGCUUCGAUCGAAAGACUUACAAAUCGAGGAAACAAAUUACGAAAGAGAGCAAGAUACGUGCAGCAAGGUCAAUUGGCCCCGCCAAAUGGUCGACAUAUAUACCGAGAGACAAUUGAUCACGCCGGCUACACGAGAGAUAUUAUUAGUAGGAAACCCCCGCUUUUUGACGAAGACGGCGAGAAGAUCGAUAGCGACGAAGAAGAUGAAGAGAAGAUUUCAAUCGCGAAAGCAGCAGCAGCAGAAUUCGAUCCAUAUGCAAAUAUAAAACUAGAGGAACUCCUUGCACCUUUAACCUCUGUCUCCGAUUUACCUGACCAUCCAAAAUUAUCGCAGCCCUUCACAUCAAAAGUUCUAACAGAAUUAACAAGAAAUGCGGGAGAGAUGCUUCAGAAAGAAAUGGCAUCUUUAUGGAAGAUUAAACAUCUCCUAACUCGACUCAGUGGCCAUGAUACUUGGAUGCCGUGUGAAACGGUCGAAACUGAAUAUGAUGCUUCUUUCUUCGAGACAGAAACGGAACGUCGUCGGGCUCAGGUAAAGAGAAUUGCAAAACAGCACGCGGAUAUGAUGUCGAGAGUAGCUCUGGCUUCUGACGACGAUAGCGUAGCUGCUUCAGGAUUGAUGAUUAUGGGUAUCGAGAGUGAUGCUGCCUCAGGAGUCGCUGCCCUUCAGGCUUUGAAAGGGAAGGGAAGGGCGUUGGAUGUUGACAGAGAUAUGACAUCUAACUCGGCAAAUGGAGAAAUUACCGACACAACUGCCGCGAACGGCACUGGCAACGACUCAGAAUUGGCACAUGGUUUAACCCCACCGCCAGACAAUGUUGAGAUGGACCAAGAGGGUUCGCAAGAACCAGGAGACGCAAUGGAUAUCGAGCCAACGGCUGAGGAUAAUGAAGACGAUACGGUCAUGAAUGCCGUUCCUCGCCGUAUGAGGACUCGCGCCCAAGCACAGGCGGUGUUCGACAAUGCGACUCGUUCGAGGUCUAUCACACCCGAUUUGAAUGGCGAACCUUUCGUUCAUCCUUAUUUCUUGGCACCCGAGAACUCGUAUCCCGAUCGAGAUCUUUAUCUACCUCAUGGAGAGGCUGACGAAUUAAGGAGAUUAUUGGUACACUAUAUUCAAAAGCAAGAAGAGAUUAUCCGAGGAGCCCAGAAAGUGUAUGACGGAUUAUUGAGAGCCGAUCGUAUGCGCCAUUUGGUUUUGAAAUGGACAAAAGCCGAAGGACAUGUCGGUAACAAUCGUGAUAUGUCAGAUGGUGAGGAUUGGUAUGAUAAAGACGAAUGGGGAUUAGAUGAAGAUUUGAAGAAAGGACAAGAUGAAGAAGAGGAAGAUGCUGCAACGACAGCCAAGAAAACCAGAACGAGACGACAGUGAUCUGACAUAGCGAAUCAUAUCAUAUCAUGGGUAACAUUGUUUUGGGACAAGGGAAGGAAGGCAGGCGUAAUGGGCAUGGAGAUUGCACGGGAAUCCAGGGGAUAAACUUACUGUAUGAAGAUACCAUGACCUUGGGGGGGGGAUUCAUGAUGGCGCAAUGAGGAAAGAUUGCAUUAUAUUAUGCAUUCUGUAUUGAAUGCAACAAAUGGAGUGAGUAGCACAAUAUGAACAAAUCGAAAUUUAUAGGGAAAUUUAGGUAUAUUGGUCGGUAUGAAAUGAAAAUUAUCUUAUUCAAGA
Messenger RNA from Botrytis porri, 2062 nucleotides. RefSeq lists its product as uncharacterized. NCBI's taxonomy places the organism in Eukaryota, Fungi, Ascomycota, Leotiomycetes, Helotiales, Sclerotiniaceae. The record is from RefSeq and is a predicted model, not a curated record. Gene Ontology annotation, biological process: negative regulation of silent mating-type cassette heterochromatin formation; negative regulation of rDNA heterochromatin formation. The coding region runs from base 308 to 1765 and encodes 485 amino acids. Gene Ontology annotation, cellular component: Rpd3L complex; cytosol. The transcript has 4 exons.